Messenger RNA from Durio zibethinus, 2487 nucleotides. RefSeq names its product calcium-dependent protein kinase 26-like. Gene Ontology annotation, biological process: protein phosphorylation. The record is from RefSeq and is a predicted model, not a curated record. Gene Ontology annotation, molecular function: calcium ion binding; protein kinase activity; ATP binding. Lineage: Eukaryota; Viridiplantae; Streptophyta; Magnoliopsida; Malvales; Malvaceae.
CAUUGUAUUUAUGUAGGAAGUUUUUCCCAUUGAAGGGUAUAUUAGAAGGCCUUUAAAGAUUCCAAUUUUGUGCUUUUGGAAUUGUUUUUGAGGGAUAAUUCUUCUCUUCGAUGCAUUACAUUGAUCAUUGAAUCAUUGGUGCUGGUUGCAUUGUGUUUCUUUUAUUUUUUUUGGUGAAGGUGAAGGGGUUGUAUAGAUUGGCUAAAACUCCAUCUUUUUGAUGCUAUCUUUUAAAAAAUGAGCAACAUUUGGGGACAGAAGAAAUGGGGUUAUAGCAUUUUGGUAAUUUUAGAAUUUCUUUGUAUGUAUAUGUAAGAAACGGUGUUAGAAUUGAGAGUGGUUUCGGAUGGGAAAUAUUUGUAUCUCAUUAGGGAAAGUUGGACUCUUUCAAACAAUCUCAAAUACCCUGUGGUGGUCUCGACCAGCUGAAGUUGAAAAUGAGGAUAAAAAACAAAUUGCCAAUGAAGCUGAUCAGUCUGAAAAUAAAGAGGCAGAAGCUGCAUCUGUUCGAGACCAGCCCCCGGAAGAAAUGAAGAUUGUCAGGGAAGAGACAGGAACGGAACAACUAGGGGAAUCUAAAGAAGAGAUCCAAAGACAACAAUCAAGGUCUCACCCUCAAAGACUUAACUCCAAGCCAUCACAGCUAGCAGCAUAUAACAAGGAAGAGGCUAAGGUUGAGCCUGGAAAACCCCGGAGGCCCCAUAAUGUUAAGAGACAGUCAUGUGCAGGACUAAAGGUAGAGUCAGUGUUACAAACCAAAACAGGUCAUUUGAAGGAAUACUAUAACUUGGGGAGGAAACUAGGGCAUGGUCAGUUUGGGACAACUUUUCUUUGUGUGGAGAAAGGUACCGGAAAGGAGUUUGCUUGUAAAUCUAUUGCCAAAAGGAAACUGAUGACUCUAGAAGAUGUUGACGAUGUUAGGAGGGAAAUUCAGAUAAUGCAUCACUUGGCAGGGCACCCUAAUGUAAUCUCCAUCAAAGGGGCUUAUGAGGAUUCUGUGGCCGUUCAUGUUGUCAUGGAGUUGUGUGGAGGGGGAGAACUUUUUGAUAGAAUUGUAAAGAGAGGGCAUUAUACUGAAAGAAAGGCAGCUGAACUAGCAAGGAUCAUAGUUGGUGUUAUAGAAGCCUGCCACUCCAUGGGAGUAAUGCAUAGGGAUCUUAAGCCGGAAAAUUUUCUUUUUGUUAAUGAGGAGGAGGAUUCACCCCUUAAAGCCAUUGAUUUUGGAUUAUCAAUAUUCUUCAAGCCUGGGGAUAUCUUAUCUGAUGUGGUUGGAAGCCCAUACUAUGUUGCACCUGAAGUUUUGCGAAAGCGUUAUGGUCCAGAAGCAGAUGUGUGGAGUGCUGGGGUGAUCAUUUACAUUCUCUUAAGUGGGGUGCCUCCUUUUUGGGGUGAAACUGAAAAAGAAAUAUUUGAUGAGGUUUUACACGGUGAUCUUGACUUCACAUCUGAUCCCUGGCCUAGUAUCUCAGAAAGUGCAAAAGAUCUAGUGACAAAAUUGCUUGUCAGAGAUGCCAAAAAGCGGAUAACUGCGUAUGAAGUACUAAGCCACCCUUGGGUUCAGGUUGAUGGGGUGGCUCCUGACAAGCCACUUGAUUCUGCAGUCUUAAGCCGAAUGAAGCAGUUUUCUGCAAUGGACAAGCUUAAGAAAAUGGCCUUGAGAGUCAUUGCCCAGAGACUUUCUGAGGAAGAAAUAGCCGGGUUGAAGGAAAUGUUCAAGAUGAUGGACAUUGAUAAUAGUGGUCAAAUCACUUAUGAAGAACUCAAAGAUGGAAUGAAAAGAUUUGGUGCCAAUCUUUCUGAGUCAGAAUUUCAUGUUCUAAUGCAGGCUGCAGACGUCAAUAAUAGUGGUACAAUUGAUUAUGAAGAGUUCGUAGCUGCAACAUUGCAUCUAAACAAGGUUGAGAAGGAAGAUAAUCUGUUUGCAGCCUUCUCGUAUUUUGACAGAGAUGGAAGUGGCUACAUUACUCAAGAUGAGCUACAAAAAGCCUGUCAAGAGUUUGGUAUUGAGGAUAUCCGCCUGGAUGAAAUGAUCCGAGAAGUCGAUCAGGACAAUGAUGGCCGGAUAGAUUACAAUGAAUUUGUGGCCAUGAUGCAGAAAGGCAAUCCUGAAUUUGGCAGGAAAGGUCGUCAGGGUAAAGGUUUUAGCGUCACAUUUAGUGAGGCAUUGCCAGUUUGUUGACAAGAUAUAGUCAACUAGGGCUUUAUCUUUAGUUUUUUCCAAACUUUUUAGAGUUUAGCUUUAGUUUAGCUCUUCAAAGUUUGAGGAAGAUCAUAAGUGAGCAAGAGUUCGUAUUUGAUACAUAAUAAUAUAAUUUUUUAACUUCAUAUGCGAGAUUAAGAAACUAUCACGUGUCUUUUUUUUUCAUGUGUCACCUGCUAAUUAAUCUUAAAAGUGGAGUAUAACAUUUUAAGUCAUGUUUGGUUCUCCUAAAUAUAUUACAAAUAGAACCUCUUUUGGUGGUUGCUAUUUGUUUUUAUUUUCAAACA